This is a messenger RNA of Odocoileus virginianus texanus, 1067 nucleotides long. NCBI's taxonomy places the organism in Eukaryota, Metazoa, Chordata, Mammalia, Artiodactyla, Cervidae. The record is from RefSeq and is a predicted model, not a curated record.
GGGGCCAAAGAUGAUACAGCAGGAUUAGAGAGAUGUCAGCCUCCCUGAGAGGGGCUGGGAUUUGAGGCUGUGCUUCUCCACCCAGAGCCCUCCCCGCUUCUCUUCAAGGAGUAACUAGACCCGAGGGCAGCUGCUGUUGCCCAUGCCUGACUAAAAAUAGUCUGCCCUUCUGGCUCAGGACUGGGGAGGGGGAGGGGAGGAGGGAGACAGGAGGACAGGCCCCGCCAGCCAGCUAAAGGACUCCUAGGAUGCUUCAGCUACUUCCCUCACGGCCAGCCUCAGUCCAGAGCCCUGGCUGGGUGGCUGGACUUGGAUGUGACUGGAACUCUCCAGAGCCAUCUGUCACCCCCACAAGGCCAACAUCCCACUCUGCCCAGCACCGAGUGGUAUUUACUCCGAUGACUGAGUCGUCGGAAGGAAGCUUACACCCUCUGUCUCUACGGACCAGCAGGCUGAGGCCCGGUCCUACCUCAGCGAGGAGAUGAUCGCUGAGUUCAAAGCCGCCUUCGACAUGUUCGACGCGGAUGGCGGCGGGGACAUCAGCGUCAAGGAGCUGGGCACCGUGAUGAGGAUGCUGGGCCAGACACCCACCAAAGAGGAGCUGGACGCUAUCAUCGAGGAGGUGGAUGAGGAUGGCAGCGGCACCAUCGACUUCGAGGAGUUCUUGGUCAUGAUGGUGCGCCAGAUGAAAGAGGACGCCAAGGGCAAGAGCGAGGAGGAGUUGGCUGAGUGUUUCCGCAUCUUCGACAGGAACGCGGACGGCUACAUCGACGCCGAGGAGCUGGCGGAGAUUUUCCGGGCCUCCGGAGAGCACGUGACAGACGAGGAGCUCGAAUCCCUGAUGAAGGACGGGGACAAGAACAACGACGGCCGCAUUGACUUCGACGAGUUCCUGAAGAUGAUGGAGGGCGUGCAGUAAGAAGUUGGCCCUUGCAGCCACCGACACCGCGCGGCCCUCGGGCGUGGGCGGCACUGCCCCCCGGGCCGCUCCAGUUCCCCCGCCCCGGGAGGGAGGCGCGGCCCCGUCUGGGGAUGUGUCUGGAAGGAAUAAAAGGAAACAUUGCAAA